Exserohilum turcica Et28A is the source of this 831-nucleotide messenger RNA. RefSeq lists its product as uncharacterized. Bases 1 to 831 code for a protein of 276 amino acids. Lineage: Eukaryota; Fungi; Ascomycota; Dothideomycetes; Pleosporales; Pleosporaceae. The record is from RefSeq and is a predicted model, not a curated record. The transcript has 3 exons.
AUGGAUCUUCGCAUUACAACCGGUGAGAAACGCCACGUGCUGACGGAAACCCAAGUCCUCGCUGCCCUCGACUGGCUCUCUGGCUUCCACGGCUUCUGGUGGUCGCGCAUACAAAGCCUGACCCCCUCAUCGCUCGUGCUUCCUCCCCUCGAGGAAGUCCAACGCGACGCCCAAACCACCGUGAACCAGACAGUCUGGCUCAACGGCGGAUACACGUAUCUCGCAACCCGCCGCAAAGAAUACGCCUCUCUGGCCCAAGAUACCUCGUCAGAAUGGUCCUCGCUGCUUACCCGUCGCGCAGCGGGAGACCCAGCCCCCAUCGCCGAAAUGGCAGCAUCGCUCCUCGCGCCCAGCGCAUCCGGGCCGUCUGCAAUCCAACAGCACCAGACCCUGAUCCACGGCGACGUGAAAUCCGAAAACCUAUUUACCAGCACAUCGGGCGAGGCCGUCGCCUUUUACGAUUUCCAGUACACAGGCGUCGGCCUCGGCGUCUGCGAUCUAGCCAAAUUCUUCACGUGCUCGGUUCCACUUGCAAUGCUGCUAUCGGGCCAGCAUGUUCCGCACGAGCUGUCGAUGCAGCGCGGCGAAGAGCAGCUGCUACGCCGGUACUGGGAGCGGCUGCGCGACACGGGCGAGCAGCGAGAAUACGACUGGCGGGUUUUUGUCGCCCAUUGGGAGACGGCGCUGGUGGAUUGGCUGCGGUUCCAGGCAAGCUGGGGCUUCUGGGGUAAUACUGAGUGGUUGGAGGCGCGCGUGCGGAGUAUCUUGAAGGAUCCGGAAUGGCGGGGUAUGGUGUCCGAUGGCGCAAUGACUCGACAUAUCUCGCCGUAA